This is a messenger RNA of Daphnia pulicaria, 3152 nucleotides long. RefSeq lists its product as uncharacterized. The transcript is spliced from 16 exons. The coding region runs from base 214 to 3009 and encodes 931 amino acids. Lineage: Eukaryota; Metazoa; Arthropoda; Branchiopoda; Diplostraca; Daphniidae. The record is from RefSeq and is a predicted model, not a curated record.
GGGAGUCACGGACUGGGGGUGCUACAACACAUGCGUUAGAAAUAGAUGAUUGUCGAUUCGAUCGAAGAUUUUACUAUCACAGCGCCUCUAGCAGCGUUCGUCUCAAUCAUAUUUGUUUAUGUCGGAAUAACGGGAUCCGGCGAUCCAUUCGUAAUCGUCACGCUCAUUCUUUUGAUGGAUCUGGCGUUAAUUUUUUAUUAAUAAUCAGCUGAAAUGGAGACGAGCACUAAUGGGAUCAGAAACAAACUGCCAUCAAAUGACAGCCUAGAUGAAGACACACUGAGUGAUGAUGUGGAUGAUGAAGUCUUCAUCAAAUCUGCCAGGAAUGGCUUUCGGAAUUCCAACAAAGACAAAACCCUUCAAAAACCUCUCAUGGCACCCAGAAAGAAAACGGAAAGAGAAAAGAAAUUGGGAGCUCAAAAUGGUCGCUCAAAUGGUGUUCAUCUGAUGGAAAUUCACACUGCUUCGCCAAAAGGGUCUCCCUUUCUUAUCACUAUUUUGUAUGUGACCAUUGCUUUGGGAGCUGUAACAGGACUAACAGGGUUGGUGAUCUUUCUGGCUAAAUCGCACUUGUCCAAUUUCGUUCAAAGGGUAAGCAUUUGGAAGCCAACCAAGAGUGGAGUUCCGUUUGCAGAGCCUUGUGACAGCUUUGUGGAAGAAGCAGUUUGGGAAGUGAACAUACCCCAUGCCAUAUCGCAGGGCCAGAAGGUCCUCACAUCUGUCGACAUCAACAAAGACUCUAUUGAAGACAUCAUCAUUGGUUUCGACUCAGGUUUGAAUGGAGUGACGCCAUUGACGUCGUUUCUAUGCCGAUUGUAUUUCAACACUUCGUCCACCGUUUGCGACGGAGGAUUGGUGGCCGUCAACGGCAGCAAUGGCGCAAUUUUGUGGACGACUUGGCUCGACGACGCCGUCUACGCCGUCAAUUGUCUGGCCGAUCUCGACCUGGACGGCAUUAUCGAUUGCACAGUCACCGGCAAAUCGAGGGCGCUGUGGGCCGUGAGCUCCAAAGAUGGCAAACAACUCUGGGGAAUAGCCACCGACAAGCUGCAGCUUCCCUGUCUGGCCGAGUCGAAUUUCCGCUCGGCCCAGAUCGUCGAAGACGUCAGCGGGGAUAAAGUUGCCGACGUCGUCGUCGGCAUUAGAGGAUCGCAAGUCAAAUGCCCUGAUUACAUUGCCAUAGUCAACGGCUACACGGGCAACGUGUUGCAGCUGACGGGCAUUCCCGAUCAAGGCUCACUGUCUCUCGGUCCGCUGCUGAAGGGCUCGGGGGACGGAUCGACUCUCGUCCUCUAUUCCACCAAGGGCACCAACGGGAGUCUUUUUAUGGCUUCCCUCAAAGACAUCGCCUCCGGUCGCAAAGAUCUGGUCCGCACCGUGUUGAGCAACGUCAGCCGGAUCGACGAGAUAGUCGUCAGCGACAUCACGUCCGACGGGAUGGAGGAUUUUAUUGUCACGAUGGAUAACGGCACGGCGGGCGGCAAGGACGUGGUGGCCUUGAACGGAAAUGGCUUUCAUUGUCUCUGGAUUCAUACAGUCUCAGCUGGGACAACCCUCAAGAUUCAAGCGCUGGCCAAUCUGAAUGAAGACGAGCUGCCAGAUGUGGCCAUCCAGAUGACUCUGACGUCCGGCUCGGCCAAUACGACUUGGAUUCGGGUACUUGACGGGAGCAACGGCAAAGUGGUAAUGAACCUGCCGGCACGUCUGAGACGCUGGGACGUGCACGGCGAGUCGCUGGCCGUCGAGGGAACGGCUGCCGAUGUGAUUUUGGAUUGGAUCGGCGACGAUGAAGACGAAACGGCUCAAAUCCAAAUCAAUCGACUGAUGGGCUUCUCCUCUCAGGGUGAAUUGCCGGCCUUGGUCGUCUACUCGACGCCAGGAGCGACACCGUCGAAAACGACGGGCUACGCCGCCGAGUCUUCCCUUCGUGACAUUCUGGACGUCGUUUCCCAGGAUGACGAUUUGCGCGCCAAAUUCAGCAAUUACAUCCAGCACACGGAAUCGGAACGGAGUUCGGACGCCAUUCGGGUGACGGAAGAAAUGGAACCCAACGUUAUCGUCUAUCCGGCCCAGCACGGCAUCCGCAAACACGGUCGCUGGAACAGCCGCCCACGUCAUGAAGAAGGAUUCCAAGCGCCAGUUCCAGCGUCUUACGACUACGAUCCGCCCACGGUUGCCGAUUUAAUGCCUCCGCCGGAUCCUGUUGUUGCCGUGCCCGUCGGUAUCGAGUCACGCUACCGCAAAACGGGCCAACGACCGGCCACCGCCACCUGGAAGGAUCAGCAAGACCUGGAAGAGGAUAGCGCUUAUGUUUCCAGUGGCAACAGCAACGACUACGUCGAUACCGCCGGCAGCAGCAGUUCCGCCGAUGCGGAUUACGACUUGGCCAGCCGAGACUACAGCCGUUACCGACAGAGACCGUCGAGACCGCAACCAUGGCGUCCGGAACGGAACGGAGGACGUCGCGGUAAGCGAAUCCGGCGUCAAGGAUCAUCGACUCCAUCCAACAGCCAACCAACGGAAUCCAUUGGUUUCCCCCCUCUGGUCGUCAGUGCCGGAAGCAGCGGCUACACGGAUUUGGUUUUCGGCGUCCAAUGGAGUUGGACAGAGUCUGGUGAAAGGGUCGAACAGCUGCAAGGACUUGCCGAUUGCGUCAGCCGACGUCUCGAUCAAGGGCGGGAAUUAAAUGAUGACGUCGUAGUCGACUACGCCAGCGAAUGUGCCGCUGCCCAGUCGUUGGCAGGAUCGUCUCCCGUUUCAGCCGAUGAGCCGAAAUCGACUGGCGACAUCAAGUUGGUGGCCUCGGCCGUGGGUGAGUGGCUGCGACCGUUGGCGCGUCGCCGCCACGGCUGGGUCGCCCUCAAGAGAGUCCGUCUCGAAUGCAGUUGCCACUCGGCGGGAUCGAAAGGAUCGCCGUCGUCUCCCAAGAGUGGGCCCAUCAUCAAACCCUGCGCCAACUUACGGCCGCCCUCCCAGCGACGCAAAGUCGAUUUCCAUUACUAUCAUUGAAUAUUAUUUUUAUCUCUGUCCGUCUUCUUUUUUCUCAUUUUUAUCCUGGCCGUCUAUUUAAUAUUAUUAUAUUUAUUUAUAAAUAUUAUUUAGCCAAAACACAUACAGACGCAUCUGAAACUACAUUUCAUCCAGCAACUCAA